AUGGCUGACGGAGAACAAAAUGCACAGCCACCCACCUUGAAGGAUUAUGUACGGCCAGUUGUGAAUGAAAACAAUUCAGGCAUAAGACGCCAGACCAUUAAUGCCAACAAUUUUGAGCUCAAACCAGCGUUAAUCAGCAUGGUACCACAAGCCCAAUUUGGUGGAUCACCACUUAAUGAUCCCAAUAUUCAUUUGGCGAUGUUUUUGGAGAUUUGCAAUACCGUAAAAAUGAAUGGUGUUACUGAAGACACCAUUAGACUGAGAUUGUUUCCUUUUUCUUUGAGGGACAAGGCUAGAGGUUGGCUACAAUCUCUACAACUGGGAAGCAUCACUAGUUGGCAAGACAUGGCAGAAAAGUUUCUUGCUAAAUUCUUUCCACCUGCAAAAACAGCCCAACUCAGGAGUGAGAUUGGUCAAUUCAGGCAAAAUGAUUUUGAGUCACUCUAUGAAGCAUGGGAAAGGUAUAAAGAUUUGAUUCGGCGUUGCCCUCAACAUGGAUUUUCGAAUUGGUUGCAAAUUCAGAUGUUCUAUAAUGGGUUAAAUGGGCAAACUCAAACCAUAGUUGAUGCUGCUUCUAGUGGAACUUUGAUGUCAAAGACAGUUAAGGGUGUUACUUCUCUUUUGGAAGAAAUGGUCUUAAACAACUAUCAAUGGCCAAUUGAAAGAACUAUGGCUAAGAAAGUUGCUGGGAUUCAUGAAUUGGAUCCGUUUGCAGCCCUCUCAGCUCAAGUUGCUUCUCUAUCUCAUCAGGUUUCAACCUUAACAACCCAAAGAAUACCACAAAGUGCAGAAUAUGUAGCAGUUUCAAGUAUGACAGUUCCGAUGAAUGAAGUAAGUCAAGAACAAGUUCAAUACAUCAACAAUCGAAACUACAACUAUCGUGGAAAUCCUAUGCCAAAUUACUACCAUCCAGGACUUCGAAAUCAUGAGAAUUUUUCUUAUGGAAACACGAAGAAUGUGCUACAACCUCCUCCAGGGUUUGAUAGUCAACCAAGCGAGAAGAAGAUGUCACUUGAGGAUGCCAUGGUUUCCUUUGUUGAGGAGACCAAAGCAAGGUUUAAAAAGAGUGAUUCACGGUUGGAUAACAUUGAGACUCAUUGUAACAAUAUGGCAGCCACUAUGAAAAAUCUUGAAGUGCAAAUUGGGCAACUAGCCACAACCAUCAAUGCCCAACAAAGAUGA
Molecule: messenger RNA, 1182 nt
Organism: Quercus lobata
Lineage: Eukaryota; Viridiplantae; Streptophyta; Magnoliopsida; Fagales; Fagaceae
Exons: 1
Coding region: 1-1182 (393 amino acids)
Source: RefSeq, a predicted model, not a curated record